GCGACUUUACCUAUCGAGUCUUGUCAACAGCGGGGAUCGAUUUUAGUACAGAGGUCAAAAAACUCGUCAACUUUGUAUUGUCUACUAUCAAAAACAAAUUCAUCUUCUUCAAGACCCGUGUUUAAAAGCCUGGUGUGUAGACAGUGAACAUGCAGAAGGCAAAUACAGAGCGUUGCCAAGGAAAAAACCACCACGAGACGGAGUCCGAUGAGACAUCUUCUCCUAACUCGUGCAGCUCGUGCGAGCGCUUGGACGAUGAUGCCACUGAAUUACCGUUACAAAAUGCGUCCACGGAAAACGGCCUUCAAGAAAUUUACCCUUGGAUGAAGGAAUUUCGCUCAAAAGGAGCGCCGCAAGAAAAAGCUGGUGAUGAUAAACUUAAUCGAACUAUAUACAGCACAAGGCAGUUAGUCGAAUUGGAAAAGGAAUUCCAUUACAACAGAUACCUUUGCAGACCGCGUAGAAUCGAAAUUGCGCAGUCGCUCGGACUAACUGAAAAACAGGUCAAAAUCUGGUUUCAGAACCGUAGAAUGAAAUGGAAAAAAGAGAACAAAAGUGUUGAGAAAGCCUUGGAAAAUGAAAUUCAACAAAGAGUGCGACAACUAAGCGCGCAAAAUCCAAACGGUUUCGGCAGUUUAUCACUGAUGAACUUAAACUCACAUCCUAACUCGUCGGUUUUCAACGAAUCAAACUCUUUUCAGCGAAGCUACAAUCCGUAUUCUACUCCAAUGCAAAACUACAAUGGAGGAGGAUUCAUGGACAGACCAAGGGCGAUAUGGAGUCAAGGACCACUGCAACAUUUUUAGUAAUUAUUAAUUAUCAGUGCAGCCGCCGUUAGAUGCUGGCUUCCUGUUGUACAUUUUUUCGACAACCUCGUGUGCGAUACUUCGCCCAACGAGGAAUAGAAUUAACACUUUGAAAUUGAGUUAUAAUUCUUCGAUGUUAUUUACAGUCGACAAAGUUAUUUCAUUCCUGUUAGAGACUCGUGGUUUUAUUGUGAGCGAUAUUUAUUCAUUUUCCGUUGUGAAACGAUGUCAGUUAAAUUCGGGUUAGUUUGAAAUCGAAUGAAGAUUUGAGUUAAUGUUUUGUACACAUUCCUUCCUCGACCUCUUGUAGCUAGUACCUCCCUCAUUUAUUGUCUUUCGCAUACAAUGCUAAAAUAGAAUGUGUAUGAUAUCAGGUCUUUUCCUUUAAACUCUUUCUGUUCAUAUUUAUGGCAAGAAUAUCACACGGUUGCAAAUGCGAUAAAAUUAAUUCCGGUUGUGAAGUAGUUUUUAACCCCCUGUGGGUUCCAGAAGUUGUCGCCUUCCCCAUAAAAAUGAAUCGUAGCUAAGUAAGGGAACUUGUCAGUUGCAAUGUUUGGGAUACAAGCUCUGACAAGCUGAUAUGACUCGUACAUUGGACAGUAUAUUUUGUCGUCUUCCAUCACUCAAAUAUAGGUCAAGUUAGAUGCCUUGCUUGUUGUCAUUGCAAUUAAUUUGUUCCUGUUUGUGAAGUAAAUGCCUACAAUGAUACAUCAAAUGCACAAUUGAUUUCGGCUGCCCCCUUAAUAAUUAUUUUACAUUCUUUCAUUCUUGCAUUUUAUUGAACGCAACGUUACUAAACUAACGUGAAACUUUGGUUACUAUGGCAUCAAUUAUUAGUUUGAACUGGCAAUUGCGUCUCAUAUCUAUUUAAUGAAUGAAUAUUUUGAGGUUUUAUGUUAUGGUAAUAUAUUUUAAAACCAUAAGUUAUUCAGGUUGUUGUUGUUAAAUGCACGAAGUUGACAGAAAAUGGACAAUAAAAAAUCAGGCGUUUUGCUCUAAA
Molecule: messenger RNA, 1806 nt
Organism: Stylophora pistillata
Lineage: Eukaryota; Metazoa; Cnidaria; Anthozoa; Scleractinia; Pocilloporidae
Product: homeobox protein Hox-C5a
Biological process (GO): embryonic skeletal system morphogenesis; regulation of transcription by RNA polymerase II; anterior/posterior pattern specification
Cellular component (GO): nucleus
Molecular function (GO): RNA polymerase II cis-regulatory region sequence-specific DNA binding; DNA-binding transcription factor activity, RNA polymerase II-specific
Source: RefSeq, a predicted model, not a curated record